This is a messenger RNA of Octopus sinensis (East Asian common octopus), 870 nucleotides long. RefSeq names its product zinc finger protein 436-like. Lineage: Eukaryota; Metazoa; Mollusca; Cephalopoda; Octopoda; Octopodidae. The record is from RefSeq and is a predicted model, not a curated record. The annotation marks the transcript as partial. Gene Ontology annotation, molecular function: DNA-binding transcription factor activity, RNA polymerase II-specific; RNA polymerase II cis-regulatory region sequence-specific DNA binding. The transcript is spliced from 2 exons. Gene Ontology annotation, biological process: regulation of transcription by RNA polymerase II.
GCACAUUCAUCAACGCAUCAACUUCUUUGUAUAAAUGAAAUCUUCAGCAAACGAUGGGAAAAUAUUUCUUCUGGACAAUGUAAUUAAGAGCAACAUUUCUGUUGUCUUCACUGUCUGGAAUGUAGAGGAGAUCGUCAAUUUACAGGUUAAUUAACUUACUGGUUAAUUAAGUUUACAUCUUCUGUUUUGGAUAUUAAGCAAGAUCACGGAUGAAAGAAACAUAGCAUUAAACUAUUCCCCGAAAAUACUGACACAACUGAACACAGAUAUAUUCAUAGAAAUGAAAAAUUUAUUAUCGUUGUGAUAUGUAUGACAAAUUAUUAUCUCAUAAUGGAAAAUUUAACUAAACCAAAAAUCCCUGAUACAAGAGAGAAGCCACAUCAGUGUGAUAUCUGUGGUAAGUCAUUCUCUGAAAAAAGAGUCUUAACCAAACACAAAGGCAUUCAUACAGGAGAGAAACCCCAUCACUGUGAUGUUUGUGGUAAAUCGUUCUCUCAAAGUGGUCACUUGACCAGUCACGUGCGUACGCAUACAGGAGAGAAGCCAUAUCAUUGCGAUAUCUGUGGUAAGUCAUUCUCCCGUAGUAGUCACUUGAUGAGUCACAAUCGUAUUCAUACUGGGGAAAAACCAUAUUGUGAUAUCUGUGGUAAAUCAUUUUCUGAAAAUAGUACUUUAACUAGUCACAAGCGUAUUCAUACAGGAGAGAAGCCAUAUCAUUGUGACAUCUGUGGUAAAUCUUUCUCUCAAAGUGGUGACUUGACUAAACACAAACGUACACAUACUGGAGAGAAGCCAUAUCAGUGUGAUAUCUGUGGUAAAUCAUUCUCUGGAAGUGGUGCCUUGCUUAAACACAAACGUACACACACAGGA